Molecule: messenger RNA, 519 nt
Organism: Cokeromyces recurvatus
Lineage: Eukaryota; Fungi; Mucoromycota; Mucoromycetes; Mucorales; Mucoraceae
Product: protein-tyrosine phosphatase
Exons: 5
Biological process (GO): protein dephosphorylation
Cellular component (GO): cytoplasm
Molecular function (GO): phosphatase activity; inositol diphosphate tetrakisphosphate diphosphatase activity
Source: RefSeq, a predicted model, not a curated record
AAUGAAAUGUUUGAAGAAGCAUUAAUUCCUCCCGAGAAUUUCAACAUGGUCUGUGAACAUGUUUAUCGAUCUUCUUUUCCCAAGAAAAAGCAUUACAAGUUUUUAGAGAAAUUAAAAUUAAAAAGCGUUUUAACCUUAAUUCUUGAAGAGUAUCCUGAACAAAACAUGAAAUUUCUAAAAGAGCACAAUAUUCAAUUCUUACAGUUUGGUAUUGCAGGAAAUAAGGAGCCCUUUGUACAAAUUCCCGAAGAUAAAAUCAGCGCAGCCUUAGCAGCAUUGUUAGAUAAGCGAAACCAUCCAAUUUUAAUUCAUUGUAAUAAAGGAAAGCAUCGUACAGGCUGCUUAAUUGGUUGUUUAAGGAAAAUUCAAAAUUGGAGCCACACCUCAAUUUUUGACGAAUAUAGAAGGUUUUCUCAUCCAAAGUCUAGAUCUAUGGAUCAACAAUUUAUUGAAUUGUAUGAUGCAAAUCAAGUUUGGCCACUUGUAGAUAAAAGAUAUUUACCAAACUGGCCAACACUA